Suillus subaureus is the source of this 1185-nucleotide messenger RNA. RefSeq names its product NAD dependent epimerase/dehydratase. NCBI's taxonomy places the organism in Eukaryota, Fungi, Basidiomycota, Agaricomycetes, Boletales, Suillaceae. The coding region runs from base 207 to 1022 and encodes 271 amino acids. The transcript is spliced from 7 exons. The record is from RefSeq and is a predicted model, not a curated record.
GGCAACCUUGGCACUGCCACUGCAAGUACUGCUCAUAUCACCGCCCAUAUAACACACGCUUCAUAAUCGAUGGUCACCUGUCCAAUCAAUGGUACCAGCUACAUGAGUACCAUUGAAUUGUUCACACGUCAACAUUUCAAUUGGCUACUGAAGCUGUUAUCAUCCGUUAUCCAAGUCAACGUUCAGCGCUAGCAUUGCAGCACGUCAUGGAUCUUGGAUUGCAAGGAGUGCAUGUCAUCGUUACAGGGGCAAGUGGCGGCAUCGGGCUAGAGACUGUGAAAUUAUUUUGUGCAUUGGGCGCGAAUGUGACCGCACAUUAUAACUCCAAAUUUGGUCCGAUCCAGGAGCUUCUGGCAUCGAACCCCAGUCUUCAACACGUCCAGGCCAAUCUGUCUCAAGAGGAGGCCGUGGUGACCAUGUUCGAGUCGCUGGCUGCUAUGCCUCAUGGACCCGUACAAGUGGUGAUCGUUAAUCAUGCUAUAUAUCCAACUUCGGAUGUUCCAAUCGCAAGGAUGACGCUGUUCCAAUGGAACACCACCAUAACCACGAACUUGACGUCAUCAUUCCUGGUGUGUAGAGAGUAUUUGAAGCACCUUGAACGUGCAUCCUCUACUAUCAAGGAAAAGGCGGCGAUUGUGCUUAUCGGAAGUACUGCUGGGAAGUAUGGCGAAGCCAAUCACGGCGACUACUCUGCGACGAAGAGCGCAAUGAUGUACGGUUUAAACCUCACUCUCAAGAAUGAGAUCGUGAAGAUAGCUCUUAAAGGCAGAGUCAACUGUAUUGCGCCUGGCUGGGUCAAGACACCCAUGGCUGAAGAAGCCUUGAAGGAUCCUCAAAUAGUGUAUCGCAUAUUGUCUACGUGUCCGCUUAAGAAGGUGGCGAUGCCAAUCGACGUCGCGACGCAGAUUGUGGUCCUUGCAUCAUCCACUCUCUCCGGUCAUGUCACUGGUCAAGUAGUGAUGGUUGAAGGUGGAAUGGAGGGGAGAUUACUAAACAGACCAGAAGAUUUGCAGGGAUCUUAAGUCGGGUUUUCUCAUGAAUGCCUCAUCCGAAUCUGUAAUAUGUAUAGGAGAUGAUGAAAUGUCUGAAUUCUCCACAUGCAGCUUUAUAUUCUGCGCCGUGUAGUAUAUGCAAACCGUCGGACUUGAAAGGAAGGUGGUUCUUGAGUCCCUUAUUAGGUAAACG